AUUUCGUGCAACGCAAGCGCUGCCGACUGUGUCGAACUGUGUCAGGUACCAGGCAGGAGCGAGCUCUGCAAAAGGUCUGAGUAAGGACGAUAUGUUUGUAAGAAAAAUGACAUAAUGUUACUUCUAAAUUUAUAGACAUGUUUCGAAAGAAACAGUUGCACGUAUGUUGGUAAUAGAUUUUCAAGAUGCGUAGAGGUUUGAUGCAAAGUGACAAACAUUUAGUGAAUGUCAUUUGAUAAACGUUACUGAUGAUAUGUAUUAAUAAAAGACGUGACAUUUAUGAAAUAGAUUAACCAUGAAGACUUUUGAAGACGACGAGUUAGAGGAAGAAGGUUCUCAUGCAUUCAUUAAUUUUCCCCCUGAAGUUCAAAGUGCAAUUGAACAGGUCCUGCCAAGUAAUGACCCUCUUGAUCAACCAGACUUCGAUGCUGUUGAUUACAUCAACUCUCAAUUUCCCACUGAGCAAUCACUUUCCAAUAUCGAUGAUGUGAUUGCAAACAUGGAAUGUAAGAUUCGAAGCAUUGAUUCUGAAAUCCGUAGUGUGGUUCGCAGCCAGACCAAUAAGGGCCAGGACGGGCGCGCGGCGCUGGAGGAGGCGCAGCGCGUCAUCCAGCAGCUGUUCGUGCACGUGCGCGACAUCAAGGCGAAGGCCGAGCAGUCGGAGGAGGUGGUGAAGGAGAUCACGCGCGACAUCAAGCAGCUGGACUGCGCCAAGCGCAACCUCACCGCCGCCAUCACCACGCUCAACCACCUGCACAUGCUGGCCGGCGGCGUCGACACCCUGCAGGCGCUGACGGAGAGGCGGCAGUACGGCGAGGUGGCGCUGCCGCUGCAGGCCGUGCUGGAGGUGCUGCGCCACUUCCAGGGCCACCUGCAGGUGCCGCAGGUGCGCAAGCUGGCGGACCAGGUGCAGGCCACGCUGGAGCGCCAGAUCCUGGCCGACUUCCACGAGGCAUUCGGCGGCGGGGGCGGCGGCGGCGGAGGCGGCCCCGGGAGCGGCGGCGGCGGAGGCGGGGGCCCCGCGGGGCCCAAGCACGGCGGCGCCGCGCCCUCGAAGCAGCUGGCCGAUGCGUGCCGCGUGCUCUCCGUGCUGGACCCGCGCGUCAGGCGCGAGCUGUUCAAGUGGUUCGUGGGGCUGCAGCUGGCCGAGUACAAGCACUUGUUCCAAGCGUCGCAGGACACGGCCUGGCUGGACAAGGUGGACCGGCGCUACGCCUGGCUCAAGCGCCAUCUGCUGACGUUCGAGGAGAAGCUGGGCCCGCUCUUCCCGCCGCACUGGGAGAUGUCGGAGCGCAUCGCCGUCGAGUUCUGCCACGUGACGCGCGCGGAGCUGUCGGCGCUGAUGCGCCAGCGCCGCGAGGAAAUCGACGUGAAGCUGCUGCUCUUCGCCAUCCAGCGAACAGCCAACCUGGAGGCGCUGUUGGGACGGCGCUUCACUGGUAUCACUCUGCGCGAGGCAGCCACUGCCCCCAUCCCAGCUGCUACCACUUCCUCGCCACCCACCAACCCUGCUGCUGAUGCCACUGAUGCCUCCACUCCUACCACCGCCAUAACUUCAUCGGCCCCCCAGUCUCAGCCCCAGGCUCCAGCAGCGGAUGCCCCGCCCUCAAUGCAGCCACCACCCUCGCCCUUCCAGGGGCUCAUUGGGCGCUGCUUCGAGCCGUAUCUCUACAUCUACAUAGAGAGCCUUGACAGAAACCUCUCUGAGCUGAUUGAUCGGUUUGUCCAAGAUGCCAAACAGCAGCAGUCAGCAGCAUCUUCUGGAGCUCCAGGUGGCAAUGGAGACGGAGCUUUGCCAGGCGAAGGUGGUGGUGCAGUGCUCUCCUCUUGUGCUGAUCUCUUUGUGUUCUAUAAGAAGUGCAUGGUGCAAUGCACACAGCUCAGCACAGGGGAGCCCAUGCUUGGCCUAGCAACCACAUUCCAACGCUACCUGCGCGAAUACGCGAACAAGUUGCUGCUCGGAAGCUUGCCAAAGCUGCGUCGUGUGAGUCCUCCUGGGCCUGCAGGGGCAUCUGCUGGCCUGUCAACUACUGUAAGUCUCUUCAACAGCUUCAUGAAAGAAGAUGAGGUGUUGCGCUUCACUCCUGAGGAACAGGCCCGAGUAUGCAGUGUGCUAACAACAGCCGAGUAUUGCCUGGAGACUACACAACAAUUGGAGCAGAAACUCAAGGAAAAGGUGCAGCCUGAGCUGGCUGAUCGCAUCAGUCUCUCUCAGGAACAGGAUGUAUUUCAUAAUGUCAUAUCCAGCUGCAUUCAGCUCUUGGUACAGGAUCUAGAAGCUGCAUGUGAACCAGCACUGGCUGUCAUGAGUAAGAUCUCAUGGGAAACAACUGAAACUGUAGGGGAUCAAAGUGGAUAUGUAACUGCAGUGACAGCUCAUCUCAAGCAGACUGUUCCUGUUGUGCGUGAGAAUUUGGCAUCGUCACGCAAGUACUUUACUCAAUUUUGCGUGAAGUUUGCCAAUUCAUUCAUUCCAAGCCUUUUGAAGCAGCUGAGCAAGUGCCGCAAUGUGAGCACAGUUGGUGCAGAGCAGCUUUUGCUUGACACACACAUGCUGAAGACAGCGUUGCUGGAACUGCCAUCUUUGGGUUGCUCUGUGUCUCGCAAGGCACCAGCCAGCUACACGAAAGUGGUAGUUCAAGGCAUGGCACGCGCAGAGAUGCUUCUCAAAGUUGUGAUGGUCCCUAGUGAACCAGCAGCAGCAUUUCUGGAACAGUUUUGCAAAUUGCUACCAGAUGCAACAGAAGCUGAAUUGCGGAAGCUCCUGGAAAUGAAGGGAAUGAAGAGCCAUGAAUAUAAAAAUAUUCUGGAUUUAUAUCGCAACCAUCAACAAGCAGCUGGAACAAGCAUACCACUUCCUCUUGUCACCAGCCCUGAGCAUGAAACACGAGGCAUUAAAAAACUUGAAAAAUAUAUUAAAAAGAGGCUGUAAUUAUUGUAUUGGAAAUGUGAGAGUAUCUUUUCACAGAUAUACUGAUUUACAUUACACUGACACAAAGUUCAGUAUAUCUAUAAAAAAAGUAUAUAGCGUUAAAUAUAUUAAAUUGAAGUAGUGAGUCAAAAAACAGAGUUUGGGAUGUAAGAGGUGUAAAUUUUGCUAUUUGUUCUGAAAUGUUUUUGAUCAGUUUUAAGAAACUGUAAAUGUGACAGUGAUUAAUUUAUGUUGCAAUAUUUAAUAUGCAAGGGGAGAGAGAAUCCUAAAAAGAUAAUGUUUAUAAUAUAAAUUUAAAUUCUGUGCUUUGGAACUUGCAUUUUUAGUUCUUUUUUAGAAUUUUCCCUACUAAAUUAUUGUUAUUAGACUUUCUUUGUGAAAAAUAUGAAUUUUGGAUUAAUUAAACUCCUUUUAACUUCAGAUAUUUCAUAAAAAAAAUAUUUUUCUUUUAAAAUUCUAAAUCCUCUAAUUUUAACUGAUAAAUGUGUAUAUUGGUGUGCUCAAACUUAUCUUUUAUACUCCAGGAGGGGAACAGGGUCCAAUUAAUCGUCUAUAAAUAUUUACUGUCUUAAUAUAAUUUUUUUUAAUGCUGAAAUGUAUGGUACUUGAGGUGGAUGACGAAAAUAACUUUUUUGGAAUUUUUCACAAAAUUGCUAAAAAUCACUCUGGUUCUUUGUUAAAAAGUUGAAAACAAAGCAGAAGAUUCCUUUCACAACGUGUAUAGUAGUAUUAUCUGUUGUUAAGCAGUAAAAGAUUACAACUUCCUACUUCAAGUUCUUGUGGCAUUUUGAUAAUGUUUAUCCUGUGUGUAAGUUGCAUUCGUAUUUGAGUUCUCAUAAUUUUAUUGAAAUUUUUUAAUUAUCAUAUGUGAUAGCACUUUCAAAAUGCCAAAACAAAAAUGGAUAUUAAUCUUGUUGCAGAAAAUUUAUUUCUGAUAAGAAUUAAACUUUUUUUUUUUUCAGCUACAGAAAAAUAAAGUGCAGUAAAAAAUAUAUAUUUUAAUUGUGUUUCAUUACAAUUAUGAUUAUAAGGCUUGCAAUCUCGAAAGAACCAUGUGAAUUGAUUUCUCUGUUAAAAAAUUUAUAUUUAGAAUACUGAUAUAUUUUUUUCUUAGACUUCUGAGUAAUGAAGUGUCCCAAAUCGUUUGCAAAGCACUCCUUUUGGAAGUGAUUUGCUUCCACAAUUCUGUUCAAAUAAUGAGAUCUGAAGGCUGAAAAUUUCAGUCACAUGCCUUACCUUUUCCCUCUUACUUAAUGUCUCAGUUUGCAAACAGUUUUGCAUAGUGUUAAUGCAUUCCAUUUCUGCUCAUUAUAAAUUAAGUUUAUAAAUAUGUGAUAUGUGAUAAUUAUUAGAGGAUGUUCUUUGCAUCAGACAAGAUUCAUUCAAGUAUGUGUCAAAGACUUAUUUAUUGUUUGUUGAUUGUAAAUCAUUUCCAUUAUUGAAAGAAGGCAUUAAAAAGACAUCUCAUGUGCAAGAACUGUAAAGAUCUUUGGAUUGAUAUAGUAUUUAUUUAUGAUUUAUUGAAGAAUAGAGAAUGUGAAUUUAAAAAUAAUUUAACACUGAAUGGAAGUUGUGACAAUUUGUAGAAAAUAAAGAGGUUUUUAUUGUUUUCA
Molecule: messenger RNA, 4545 nt
Organism: Gryllus bimaculatus (two-spotted cricket)
Lineage: Eukaryota; Metazoa; Arthropoda; Insecta; Orthoptera; Gryllidae
Source: the annotation of a GenBank genome assembly